UGCCGGCUGGAGCCAAGACAGAGACAGCUCCAUGUUCAUUAGCAAAUAUUGAUGUUGCAGCGGUUCACAGCGUGAAUAUCAGAACCAGGCUGACGGUCGGGGACAGACGGGACUACCACCAGACUGGACUAUCGCCAGAGAAAGCGACUGACAGGUGCAAGAGCUGGACCCGGAGCACAUCCUGCUUAUUCUGAGCUGGUCCCCAACCAUCCUCCUGAAUGAAUGAGUGGGCGGGCCCCGACAUCAAUGUGGGGGGGCCGUUGCAAAUCCCAUCCGGUGAUGGAUUCUCCCUGUCAGACAGCUCCCACAUAUACGAUAUUCUGGCAGAUCAAGCAAACCCUCUGCUUCAGGAUCCGGAUGUCUUACCCUUCACUGGCUACCCAAGCAUGCAGUACCCGCCCAUGGAGCCGACCGUGUCUACCCCGCCAUAUUACUCCAAUCAGAACUUCUACCCACAGUACAGUGGAGAAGAGUGGUACUCACAUAUGGGGAUGUACGAACUGAGGAAAGGACCCCUGGAGGUUACCUAUGAUGCUGAGAUGGAGGAGGUGUCCACCGUAGUGCCCACGGUGUGCAAGAGGACCAGGCACACGUCCCAAGCUGGACGGGUCAAAGGGGAGGAACUGUGUGUAGUGUGUGGGGACAAGGCCUCAGGAUACCACUAUAACGCUCUCACCUGUGAGGGAUGCAAAGGCUUCUUCAGACGGAGCAUCACAAAGAAUGCCGUGUACAAAUGCAAGAGCGGAGGAAACUGUGAGAUGGACAUGUAUAUGCGCAGGAAAUGCCAGGAGUGCCGACUCAGAAAAUGCAAGGAGAUGGGCAUGCUGGCAGAAUGCCUGCUGACAGAGAUCCAGUGUAAAUCGAAAAGGCUCCGGAAGAACACCAAGGCCUCUCCGGGAGAGUCCACCGGUGAUGAGACAGAUGGCACGGACAAUGGAGACAGCAAACAGGUUACCUCCACAACCAAGCUGUCAAAGGAAAAGGUUGAUCUUACUCAGGAGCAGCAAGCACUCUUGAAUUUUUUAGUAGAAGCAUAUAACAAACACAGAAUUCCUCAGGACAUGGCAAAAAAACUGCUACAAGAACAGUUCAACGCAGAGGAAAACUUUCUCCUGCUGACUGACAUGGCAACGAGUCACGUUCAAGUUCUGGUGGAGUUUACCAAAAAUAUUCCAGGCUUCCUGACUCUGGACCAUGAAGAUCAGAUUGCGCUACUGAAAGGCUCAGCUGUGGAGGCCAUGUUUCUGCGCUCUGCUCAGGUCUUCACAAGAAAGAUGCCCCAUGGACACACCGAAGUAGACGUGUUGGAGGCCAGGAUACGUAACAGUGGUAUAUCGGAGGAAUUCAUUACACCCAUGUUCAACUUCUACAAAAGCAUUGGUGACCUUCAUAUGAGGGAGGAAGAACAGGCCCUCCUCACGGCCAUAACCAUCUUAACACCAGAUCGACCUUACGUGAAGGACCAGAGAGCUGUGGAGAGCCUUCAGGAGCCUGUGUUGGAUGUGCUGAGGAAGUUUUGUGCCCUGCGGCAUCCGCUGGAGCCACAGAAAUUUGCCCGUCUCCUGGGCCGGCUGACGGAGCUGAGAACACUCAACCACCACCAUGCAGAGAUGCUCACCUCCUGGAGAACGAGUGAGCACAAAUUCACUCCGCUGCUCUGUGAAAUCUGGGAUGUGCAGUGAUGCACCAGGGGGGAGGCAAGUGGUAUAGGGUAGGACGGGGGAAAACACCCCCCCCCCGCGGGGCCUCCCCCUACCACGGUGCUAGGGUUUGAAUUAAUUAACUCAAUUGAAGGAAUAUCAUUUAAAGUAUAAUUGAACUAGUUGUGAUAUCGAGCAUUUUCACCUCUGCUAUACUCUGUGGAGUACAGUUGAAAUAAUAAAAGGAGCAGUUUAACUUGAGUGACAUGGUCUGCAAACGUUGCAUGUUUCUGAAUGAAAGAAGGCUUGAGAGUGAUAAUCAGCCCGUAAGUGAUAACUCUUUGGAACCUCGGCACUAUUUUCCCCAAGGUCGCUCAACAUAAAAAGUGAGUUGUGAACAAUAUGGAGUUAUUGACAUAUUUCUUUGUUGGACAAUUAAAUAUAUUUAACUAAUUCUGUUUCUGUUUAUUGUACGGAUCACCCCCCCCCCGGCUCACAUCAUCAUCAUCAUCAUCAUCAUCGCGGCUGUUUCUUAUUUGGCUAUCCAAACCGUAUAGAGCUUAUUGUGAAAGCUUUUGGAACAGCCAUGGCACCACAAAGACAGCAAGGCCAAUAGGAGCGUCCGGGUGCCAUAGUGGUCUAUUCUGUUGCCUAACAACACACGGAUCGCCUGUUCGAAUCCCCGAGUUACCUCCGGCUUGGUUGAGCGUCCCUACAGACACAAUUGGCUGUGUCUGCGGGAGGAACGCUGGAUGUGGGUAUGUGUCCUGUUCACUGCACUAGCGCCUCCUCUGGUCAGUCAGGGCACCUGUUCAGGGGGGAGGGGGAACUGGGGGGAAUAGCGGGAUCCUCUCAUGUGCUACGUCCCCCUGGUGAGACUCCUGACUGUCAGGUGAAAAGAAGCGGCUGGUGACUCCACAUGUAUGGGUGGAGGCAUGUGGUAGUCUGCAGCCCUCCCCGGGUCAGCAGAGGGGGUGGGGUGGUGCAGCAGAGACCAGGACGGCUCAGAAGAGUGGGGGUAAUUGGCCAAGUACAACUGGGGAGAAAAGGGGGGGGGCUAAUAAACUUAGAGAGAUCAUUUCCUUGCUUCCCUCGAAUAAAAGUAUCGCAUGCCCCAGCUUGAUAAUUGAGAAAAACAAACACAACUACUGGAAGCAAAAUGAAAUAUCGUUCUCUUCUAGAACUGUACUGUCUAAAUUAUGUGCACCAUGGUCUUGUUCUAGUAAUGUCUAAAGCUCGGGGGCCAUGGAACUUGUAUUUACUGUUGUACUUACUGUAAAUGUGCAAAAGAGAUAUUUUCUGUUUCUUGUUAUCAUUAAAUAACAAA
Molecule: messenger RNA, 2967 nt
Organism: Lampris incognitus (smalleye Pacific opah)
Lineage: Eukaryota; Metazoa; Chordata; Actinopteri; Lampriformes; Lampridae
Gene: nr1h4
Product: nuclear receptor subfamily 1, group H, member 4
Exons: 10
Coding region: 219-1682 (487 amino acids)
Biological process (GO): positive regulation of transcription by RNA polymerase II; lipid metabolic process; cell differentiation
Cellular component (GO): nucleus
Molecular function (GO): RNA polymerase II cis-regulatory region sequence-specific DNA binding; ecdysone binding; zinc ion binding
Source: RefSeq, a predicted model, not a curated record